Phyllostomus discolor (pale spear-nosed bat) is the source of this 1587-nucleotide messenger RNA. It is a transcript of the gene C6H11orf68, whose product is annotated as chromosome 6 C11orf68 homolog. The record is from RefSeq and is a predicted model, not a curated record. Lineage: Eukaryota; Metazoa; Chordata; Mammalia; Chiroptera; Phyllostomidae. Bases 69 to 947 code for a protein of 292 amino acids. The transcript has 2 exons.
CGGCCCGGUGGUCCCGCCCCGCGCUGCGCUUGUCUAUAAAGUUGUUGUUGAAGCGGCGGGGCGCUAAGAUGGCGGCGGCGGCGGCGGCCGUGGCGGGGGUGGGGCGCGGCGGCGGUGGCGCGGAGCCCCGGCAGGAGCGGAGCCGGGCCCGGAGCUGGGCCGGUGCCGAGCGCAGCGAAGGCCGAAGCAGGAUAGAGCCAGGUGAGGAGCUGGAGGAGGAGGACUCUCCAGGCGGCCGGGAGGAUGGCUUCACUGCUGAGCACCUGGCGGCGGAGGCCAUGGCAGCUGACAUGGACCCCUGGUUGGUGUUUGAUGCACGCACCACACCUGCCUCCGAGCUGGAUGCCUGGUUGGCCAAGUACCCACCUUCCCAAGUUACGCGCUAUGGGGACCCCAACUCGCCCAACUCUGAGCCAGUGGGCUGGAUUGCAGCCUAUGGGCAGGGCUACGUCCCCAACUCCGGCGACGUGCAGGGCCUGCAGGCAGCCUGGGAGGCUCUGCAGACCAGUGGGCGGCCCAUCACACCAGCCACUCUGCGCCAGCUGGCCAUCACCCACCAGGUGCUCUCAGGCAAGUGGCUGAUGCACCUGGCGCCUGGCUUCAAGCUGGACCACGCCUGGGCUGGCAUUGCUCGGGCCGUGGUGGAAGGCCGGCUUCAGGUGGCCAAGGUGAGCCCACGGGCCAAGGAGGGCGGGCGCCAGGUCAUCUGCGUGUACACGGAUGACUUCACGGACCGCUUGGGUGUGCUGGAGGCAGACGCCGCCAUCCGUGCGGCAGGCAUCAAGUGCCUGCUCACCUACAAGCCCGAUGUCUACACCUACCUGGGCAUCUACCGGGCCAACCGCUGGCACCUCUGCCCCACUCUCUAUGAGAGCCGUUUCCAGCUAGGGGGCAGUGCUCGGGGCUCCCGUGUGCUGGACCGUGCCAACAAUGUGGAACUGACCUAGUAGGGCCUUGCGCGGACCACCACCCUCUGGGCCCCCUGCUGGGGAUGGAUCCUCCCGUCUUGCUCUUCCCUGUCUCCACGAGGCCAAGUCCCCCAGCUUUGAGGACUCGGUCACUCCGGAACUGCCUGCAUCUUCGAUCCCCUUGAACUUCUGCCCUCUGAUCAGGGCUGACUCAAGUCCCCAUCACCCGGAGGCUCUGGCUCUCCGAGGGCUGGACCCUCAGCCUCUGCUGCUGCUCCCCUCUGGCGUCCAGGACCUCAGUCUGGGUGCCGACACCCAGGAGGAGAACCUUCCUUGGCCGACCCUCACCCUUGGGUAUCCCUGCCCCUCCUGCAGCCCUCCCUUUCUUCUCUUUCUCCCUCACACGAGAGAAAACGUAGUGCUUCCGGUCCCUCUCCUGGGAACCUCCACGGCCCAGGGCGCAGAGGCCCUGCAGGCCCGAGCAUGGCAUUGUUUUCGGACGGGGCGGUGAUUUGUGCCCACUCAACCCCUGGCAAAGAAGGAGGAUGCCAGGGCCACGGACACGGGGUCUGCCUGUCCCUGUCACCUCACAGCCUGCACCACCUUCCUGCCUUCCUUCACUACCUUGUCAUGUGCCUGCUCUCGGCAUUUCAAUAAAGCCCAGCUUGGGUCUGUGUCU